AAAAAGACCUCCCUAGGAGCCGACCUCUCCUCUGUCUCCUUCUCCCCCCUUCCCCUGUAGGCCGGACGGACGCACCAUGACGAGCUCCUCGACUCCAUCCCGGAAGGCGCUGAGCAAGAUCGCCUCCGGCCGGCUGCAGAAGGAGCUCGCCGAGUGGCAGGUCGGCCCGCCCGCCGGCUUCAGCUACAGGGUCUCCGAUAACCUCCAGAGGUGGGUGAUCGAGGUGGGCGGAGCGGCGGGCACGCUCUACGCCGGCGAGACGUACCAGCUACAGGUGGACUUCCCCGAGCAUUACCCCAUGGAAGCGCCCCAGGUCAUCUUCCUCAACCCGGCGCCGAUGCACCCACACAUUUACAGCAACGGGCACAUAUGCUUAGAUAUACUGUAUGACUCGUGGUCGCCUGCGAUGACUGUAAGUUCAGUCUGUAUCAGCAUCUUGUCCAUGCUGUCUAGCUCACCAUCAAAGCAACGCCCAGAAGACAAUGACCGCUAUGUUAGGAACUGCCGCAACGGAAGGUCGCCGAAGGAGACCAGAUGGUGGUUCCAUGAUGACAAAGUAUAAGGGGGCAUCGACCGGCUGUUCCUUAUUGUGAGAUCUCUUCCAAGGGGAGAUGAGAUGAUUUAGGCUUAAAUUCUAAGCGCCCCUCUUAUCAUACCGCAAAUCUUAACAUCCUGUGGUGGUUUGUACAUGUGUCGAAACGUGAAUAUUGUCACAUCGCUAUCAAAUGAGAUAUAUAGAAUAAGCAUUGACUAUAACCAGUCAGAUGCGCUGAUGAUUCAGGCACAGAAUAAGUGCAGAUUUUAUCUAUGAUUUGCUAAAUUGUUAGUGCUAGAUCUGUCUUUCUUA
Lolium rigidum is the source of this 847-nucleotide messenger RNA. Its product is annotated as probable ubiquitin-conjugating enzyme E2 18. Lineage: Eukaryota; Viridiplantae; Streptophyta; Magnoliopsida; Poales; Poaceae. The coding region runs from base 77 to 562 and encodes 161 amino acids. The transcript is spliced from 6 exons. The record is from RefSeq and is a predicted model, not a curated record.